Messenger RNA from Arabidopsis thaliana (thale cress), 1180 nucleotides. RefSeq names its product NAC domain containing protein 5 (gene NAC005). Gene Ontology annotation, cellular component: membrane; nucleus. The transcript is spliced from 6 exons. Lineage: Eukaryota; Viridiplantae; Streptophyta; Magnoliopsida; Brassicales; Brassicaceae. Gene Ontology annotation, molecular function: DNA binding. The record is from RefSeq and is marked reviewed. The coding region runs from base 1 to 1089 and encodes 362 amino acids. Gene Ontology annotation, biological process: regulation of DNA-templated transcription.
AUGGCGAAUCCGGUGGGUUUUAGAUUCCGUCCGACUGACGGGGAGAUCGUCGACAUUUACCUCCGACCGAAAAAUCUCGAAAGUAACACGAGCCAUGUCGAUGAAGUCAUUAGCACAGUUGAUAUUUGUAGCUUCGACCCUUGGGACUUACCUUCCCAUUCUAGGAUGAAAACAAGAGAUCAGGUUUGGUAUUUCUUCGGCCGUAAGGAGAACAAAUAUGGUAAAGGUGAUCGACAGAUAAGAAAAACCAAGUCUGGUUUUUGGAAGAAAACUGGCGUUACCAUGGAUAUAAUGCGCAAAACGGGAGAUCGUGAGAAGAUCGGUGAGAAAAGGGUUUUGGUGUUUAAGAAUCACGGUGGUUCCAAGUCCGAUUGGGCUAUGCAUGAGUAUCACGCUACGUUCUCGUCUCCUAAUCAGAUAAUGACAUACACACUCUGCAAAGUUAAGUUUAAGGGUGAAAGGAGAGAAUUUUCAGUUGCUACUGGUAGUGGAAUUAAGCAUACUCACUCUUUAAUCCCUCCUACCAACAAUUCUGGAGUUUUGAGUGUAGAGACAGAGGGAUCGUUGUUUCACAGCCAAGAAUCACAGAAUCCAAGUCAGUUUUCUGGCUUUCUUGAUGUGGAUGCACUAGAUAGGGACUUCUGCAAUAUUUUGAGUGAUGAUUUCAAAGGCUUCUUUAAUGAUGACGAUGAGCAGAGUAAGAUUGUUUCUAUGCAAGAUGAUCGCAACAACCACACACCUCAAAAGCCAUUGACCGGUGUCUUCAGUGAUCAUAGCACCGAUGGUAGUGAUUCUGAUCCGAUUUCUGCAACAACUAUUUCCAUUCAAACUUUAAGCACUUGUCCUAGUUUUGGUAGCUCAAAUCCUCUAUACCAAAUCACUGACUUGCAGGAAUCUCCUAACUCAAUCAAGUUAGUGUCAUUAGCUCAAGAGGUGAGCAAAACACCGGGAACCGGUAUUGAUAAUGAUGCACAAGGGACUGAGAUUGGUGAGCAUAAAUUGGGUCAAGAGACGAUCAAGAACAAAAGAGCUGGUUUCUUUCACAGGAUGAUACAAAAAUUCGUCAAGAAAAUUCACCUAAGAACAUGAUAUCAAUUUUGUACUUUCCAAAAUCUGUAGUAGUAUGUAAUAUGUGUCUAUCUGGUUUUGUAACUUUUACACAUUGUAUGUGUGCCCUGAG